Staurois parvus is the source of this 397-nucleotide messenger RNA. The record is from the annotation of a GenBank genome assembly. NCBI's taxonomy places the organism in Eukaryota, Metazoa, Chordata, Amphibia, Anura, Ranidae.
AGAAGAAGGAUGAGAAGAAGGAGAAGGAGAAGGAGGAGAAGGAGAAGGAUGAGAAGAAGGAUGAGAAGAAGGAGAAGGAUGAGAAGAAGGAUGAGAAGAAGGAGAAGGAUGAGAAGAAGGAGAAGGAUGAGAAGAAGGAGAAGGAUGAGAAGAAGGAUGAGAAGAAGGAUGAGAAGAAGGAGAAGGAUGAGAAGAAGGACAGUUCUGUGACAGUUUCUGUCUAUUUCUGACAGUUCUGUGACAUUCACUCCAUACAGCGGUUUCAACCGCUGUAUGGAGGGAAUGUCCCAGAACUGUCAGAAAUAGUCUAUUUCUGACAGUUCUGGGACAUUCACUCCAUACAGCGGUUGAAACAUUGUAUCUAUUUGUUUCCAUAAAUGACAUUCUGCAGAUACAC